Trichobilharzia regenti is the source of this 456-nucleotide messenger RNA. NCBI's taxonomy places the organism in Eukaryota, Metazoa, Platyhelminthes, Trematoda, Strigeidida, Schistosomatidae. The record is from the annotation of a GenBank genome assembly.
GCAAGACUUAUUUCCUAUUCAACAAGACAAUGAAUACUGCAGUCCUCCUCGUCUGCUUCUUCGUCAUCAUCAAUCUGGCUGUUUCCGACAGCACACCACAAACCAGUCAGAAGGAGGCUGAAGAACUAGCGAAGAUCAAGGCGUCAGCUGAAUUCAAAGAUGCCAAGGCCAAAGUUCUCACUGUCCUGUCAGCUAAGAUCGACAACUACGUUCUCGACAGUCUACGCAAGAAGAAAGUUCCAACUGGACAAGACUUUUAGAAGCGAAUCGCCUUAUGUCUGCCUACUCUGAAAAUUGUGUUGAGUGUACUUACUGUCUUUUAUAGAGCUUGUCAAUCAACUGGUGAGUAGGAAGAAGAUUUGUGUAGGCGUUUGCUUUUAUGUGUGAUGUACAACUUGUGGGAAACUUCCACUAACCACUUUUGUUCACACAACUCUUUCUCUAUGUAAAAAUACA